This is a messenger RNA of Emiliania huxleyi CCMP1516, 1023 nucleotides long. RefSeq names its product putative mitochondrial chaperone BCS1. Gene Ontology annotation, cellular component: mitochondrial inner membrane. Gene Ontology annotation, biological process: mitochondrial respiratory chain complex III assembly; protein insertion into mitochondrial inner membrane from matrix. The transcript has 8 exons. Lineage: Eukaryota; Haptophyta; Isochrysidales; Noelaerhabdaceae. The record is from RefSeq and is a predicted model, not a curated record. Gene Ontology annotation, molecular function: ATP hydrolysis activity; ATP binding. The annotation marks the transcript as partial.
CUCGAGGACAACCCGUACUUCUCCGCCGGCUUUGCGCUCGGCGUGGCGGGCACCGGCCUCGCCGCGGCUCGCGGCGCCGGCCGCGGCGCCCUGACGCUGGCGCAGCGGCACCUGCUCGUGACGCUCGAGGUGACGUCGAAGGACAAGUCGUACCCGUGGGUGCUGCACCGCCUGUUUGGCGGCGGCGGCGGCGGCGGCGGCGCUCUGCGGCAGCACGUGUCGGUGGAGACGGUGGUGGAGCGGCUGGCGAACGGCAAGGUGGAGACGCGGUUCGAGUUCCUGCCCUGCCCCGGCCGCCACGUCCUUCGCUACAACGGCAGCCUGCUCAUGGUUGAGAGGCAGAGGGAGCAGCAGACCGUCGAUUUCCAGACGGGCCAGCCGUGGGAGUCGGUGCGGCUGACUGCGCUGGGUCGUUCGCCGACCCUCUUCAGCGAGCUACUCGCAGAGGCGCAGGCGCGCGCCGACUCGAAGCGCGACACGUCGCCGCGACCUUUCCGAGACACGUCGCCGCGACCUUUCCGAGACACGUGGCGGCCGUUCGGGCAGCCGCGCCGCCGGCGGCCCCUCGCCUCCGUCGUGCUCGAUCAAGGCAUCGCGGAGCACAUCCUCAACGACGUGACCGAGUUCAUCUCCCCGCAGGAGUGGUACGUCUCGCGCGGCAUCCCCCUUCCACGCGCCACCGUCCACAACUCAGGCCCGCCCGGCUCGGGCAAGUCCUCCUUCGUCGCCGCGCUGGCGGGGCACUUGGGGUACGACAUCUGCGUGCUCAACUUGGCCGAGCCAGGCGGGCCUCACCUCGGAUCACCUCGGCUGACCGACGAUCGCCUCUCGCACGCCCUCACGCACGCACCCGCCGGCUCGCUGGUGCUGCUCGAGGACCCUGCUCGGCCCUUCCAACAGGACCGCGACCCGACGGACCGCCGCUCCUCCUUCGCAACCUUCUCCGGCCUUCUCAACGCGCUCGACGGCGUCGCCGCCGGAGAGGAGCGCCUGCUCUUCAUGACGACGAACCACAUCGAGAGG